AUGUGCAUACUUGUGCUACUUGAAAUUGCUACAACUGACAAACAUUCGUGGAUUUAUAAGGUGCUGCCCUGGUUCAGUCUUAAGGGCUUGCCUCCCUGCGGGUGCAAUAGAUGUGUUACAGAGGACGAUGAUCCAUGGUUUACGAAACGCUUCGACGCGUCUCUCAAGACCUUUUUGACGCGGAACAACACUCUCUCAGAGCGUGAUUUCAGAUGGUGGAAGAACUUGCAAUUUGGCAAUAAGGCCUUUCUCAGCUACAGAGUGGCCGAGCUGAAGGUGUUUGAGAUUUUUCCACAACAGGAGAGCUUCAUGGACUCCAGCCCUGAACGCUGCAGGACCUGUGCUGUGGUUGGGAAUUCAGUUAAUUUGCUGGGGUCUCAAUAUGGACCCCUCAUCGACUUUCAUGACGUCAUCAUGAGGUUCAAUACAGCUCGUACUGUGGGCUAUGAAGGGGAUGUGGGGAACAAAACGACUCUCCACAUCAUGUACCCAGAGAGCGCUGUGGAUUUGGAUGACCACACACAUCUCAUAUUAUUUCCCUUCAAAAUAAGGGACCUUGAGUGGCUAGUCAGCGCUUUCACCACAAAAUCUGUGAAAAUGACAAACAAAGGGUUGAAAUCAACAGUCAAAGCAAAUCAGGGUUUGGUAAAGGUUCUCUAUCCUGGAUUUAUCCAAUAUGUCCAUGAAAACUGGCUGGGAAAAAAAGGAAGGUAUCCAUCCACUGGCUUUAUGGGCGUGGUGCUUGCAAUGCACAUUUGUGAUGAGGUCAGUGUAUUUGGAUUUGGGGCAGACAAGAAUGGAAACUGGAGACACUACUGGGAGGAGCUUCGAAACAAACAUUUUGGAACUGGACCCCAUGGUGGAGGGCAAGAGUACAAACGUAUUCUGGAACUAGCAAAGAGGAAAAAGCUGAACUUUUAUCGAGGGUUUUGA
Messenger RNA from Gadus chalcogrammus (walleye pollock), 933 nucleotides. Its product is annotated as CMP-N-acetylneuraminate-beta-galactosamide-alpha-2,3-sialyltransferase 1-like. Lineage: Eukaryota; Metazoa; Chordata; Actinopteri; Gadiformes; Gadidae. The record is from RefSeq and is a predicted model, not a curated record. The coding region runs from base 1 to 933 and encodes 310 amino acids. Gene Ontology annotation, molecular function: beta-galactoside (CMP) alpha-2,3-sialyltransferase activity. The transcript is spliced from 6 exons.